Molecule: messenger RNA, 501 nt
Organism: Mytilus trossulus (common blue mussel)
Lineage: Eukaryota; Metazoa; Mollusca; Bivalvia; Mytilida; Mytilidae
Exons: 2
Coding region: 1-501 (166 amino acids)
Source: RefSeq, a predicted model, not a curated record
AUGGGUAGUCAAGUAUGGUGUACCUGUCGUAAAGGACAAUGUCUUAAAGGAGAAUUUGUUUUGGACAAGUAUUGCAGACUAACACCCUUAUUCCCAGGGAAAUGGACUACAUGCUGUAAGGUGUUACCAAACAGUGUAACUAACCGUAGUUACGGAGGAGGCGGUGGUGGAGCUGGAUUCGGCGGCGGUGCUGGUAUCGGUGGUGGAGCUGAUUUUGGUGGCGGUGCUGUUAUCGUAGUUGGAUCUGGAUCUGGAGGUGGAUCCGGAGGUUCCAGUGGUGGAUAUAUGUAUGGUGGUGGACCUGUCUAUGGAGGUGGAUCUUGGUAUGGAGGCGGAUCUGGAAAUGGAGGUGGAUCUGGAGGGUCCAGUGGUGGAUAUGGGUAUGGUGGAGGACCUGUCUAUGGAGGUGGAUCUUGGUAUGGAGGCGGAUCUGGAAAUGGAGGCGGAUCUGGAAAUGGAGGUGGAUCUGGAUAUGAAGGCAGAAAAGGAAGUACAUAUUAA